Molecule: messenger RNA, 1147 nt
Organism: Panicum virgatum (switchgrass)
Lineage: Eukaryota; Viridiplantae; Streptophyta; Magnoliopsida; Poales; Poaceae
Product: thylakoidal processing peptidase 1, chloroplastic-like
Exons: 6
Coding region: 91-711 (206 amino acids)
Biological process (GO): thylakoid membrane organization
Cellular component (GO): chloroplast thylakoid membrane
Molecular function (GO): serine-type endopeptidase activity
Source: RefSeq, a predicted model, not a curated record
CACCUGCGUCACGGCACAUUGACUGCCCGGCCAACCACUGUCUAUAGUCUACUCGGCUCCUCCCGACAAGGGGAGGGGAGGGGAGCAUCCAUGGCCGUGGGCGGCCUUCUCCGGGUCCUCGUUUCGCCGGCGGGGGGUGUCGCCGCCUGGCUGCCCUGCCACGAGCUCUUCGCCUCCUGGCACCACUGGCUCCCCUCGCUCCCGCGCCUUCGCCCGCCCGCCUCCGACGGAUUCAAGCUUCUCCUCGUGCUGCUCCUCUUCUCCGCCGCCCUGGCCGAGGUCCGCUACAUCGCCUCCUCCUCCAUGGUGCCCACGCUCCGGCCAGGCGACCGAGCCGUCGCCGAGAAGGUUACAUACUUAUUCCGGAGGCCAUCUAUUGGGGAUAUAGUGUUCUUCAAAGUGCCGACUGCUGUGCAGAACUAUGGUGUCAAUAAGGAUGUUGUCUUUAUUAAGAGGGUAUUGGCAACACCUGGAGAUUUCAUUGAGGUUCGCAAGGGGCAGCUUAUUGUAAAUGGUGUUGCACAAAAGGAGCAUUACACAGCAACCCAUGCGUUGUACACAAUGGAAGCAAUGCGCCUUCCUGAAGGUCAUGUGUUCGUCAUGGGUGACAACCGGAAUAACAGCUGUGAUUCUCGUGCCUGGGGGCCUCUUCCCAUUGGCAACAUCGUUGGCAGGUACAUGACGUGCUUUACAAGAUCCUCUUUCCAGUAACUGAGGUGAAGAGAUACCACUCAUCAUAAUCGCCAAAUGUUCCUGACGGCUGAUGUUGCUUCAUAUCAACGUAGUUACCGAGUUGUGCUGAGCCUGGGGCCAGGUCCUUAUCUGUCAAUUUAGGAGGCCCAUAUCUGUCAACUUGUGCUGUGUGAGGACUUGCCCUCAAGUAUGCUGUAGCGUUGUUGUUGUAUGUGUAAUGUGUUGGCCUUUCUCCCAGCUUCUCCCAGCUGUGGAAGUCAAAGAGGUUACCUCUGCCGCUUGCUGUUGGCACGUGCCAUCAGGCUGUCGUGUGUUGAGCUUAUGAUUACCUGUUGAUUGGUAGAACCUGCAGAAUGUAUCUAAAACUUGCAAGAGGUUACCUUAGGUGAUGAAGCUUAUGGGCAUUGGUAAAUGUCAGAAUGCUUGAAUGCAAUUUGAACCAGAACUUUGGACA